AGCUUCCUAAUUUAUUGUGGUUAUUGAUCAGGCCCCUCGCCGGUCUCAAACAGUUAAAGUCUGCUUGCCUCCGUAUCCUUCGUUCUCGACUGAACUUCUGUAAUGUCACGCUUAACGCCUGUCAACGCAACCUCGCAACCGUCGCAACCGGGCUUUGGUGACCGACCGAACUUCUCUACUGUAGUCACUCAGAGAUAAACGUGUAACCUCCCGAAGCUCCUUCGAUUCUGGUCCUUCUAUUUGGACGAACUCAUACACAAUGGUCGGAUUCUGGACAAGAAUCCGCCAGGCAGCAGGCAUAUGGAUCAAUCCCUAUUCACAAGCUGCUGACCACCUACACCAAGAUGCCUUUACACAACCGACAUCCCAUAUAACUCCAUUCCCCAGAGAGUUCUUUCCUGAAAUCGUCGAUCUCAUUCUCGACCACUUGCAUGACGACAAAGCUAGUCUCAAGGCCUGCUCACUGGUGUGCAAAGCAUGGUUAACUUCAUGCCGAUUUCACCUCUUCUACGAAUUACACGUUCCAUACUGUACCACCAUCGCGGAUGUAGGCUUCGAGCCCUUCGCAGACUUCCUAUACGAUCAUCCGUCGGUGCGCGGCUUCAUUCGCAAGCUGGUACUGAAGGCGGACGACGAACGCUUGAGCGAAGAGGAUCUUCGUGCCAUACAUCGUGGUACUGCUCAAAUCGGCCCCUAUCUCCUUGUUUCCAUUUGCAAUAUGCUUCCGGCACUCCAUAGCCUGAGAUUGUUCAUGCUAGAUUGGCAGAACAAUCAAAUAUCCGGAACUCAACCAUGGGGCGUUACCACAUCACCUUUCCCGCCUAUUCGACCUUUGCAGACACUGUCUCUUAGUGUCGUAUAUACAUCGCUCCCAUUGCAACAUAUUUAUGAGGGAGAUAAGGAGUUAAGCACGAUAGAUGUCCUUCGGUAUUUCUCUGAUGUGAAGAAGUUGACUAUGUCUCGGGUGUCUACGAUAUCAGAUAUUGAGGCCCCGUAUCCUCUUCGUCUGCAAACACUCGCAAUGUAUCAUGUGGCCGACAUGGAUCGAUGGACAACUUUCUUCAAGCGCGCCCGUGUAUCGGAAUCCAUUCGCUCUAUCGGAUUUGCAUUCAAUUCUCUUCGAAGUCCUAUCGUUAAUCGAUCGCCUCUUGGAGACUGGCUCCAUGAAGAGAUAGGGCCAAAACUGCAUGAACUAUCUCUGAGUCUGCUUCGGAUGAAGGCACACGAAUUCGAAGACAUUAUAUCUCAUCCAUGGGAGUCUCUGGGUCUGGAUGCAUGCGUGAACGUGCGUUCGAUCACGUUCAUGCUCGAAUUUCCCGAUAGUCAGACGUCCCUUCCAUGGGCUCUCGUUCUUUAUACCCUGUCCAACAUACCGUCGCGAGACUUGGACAGUCUUCAUAUCACAUUUGAACGUCACACAAAGCAGGAACUUCCUGAGAUAGAGAUGGAAAACCGCAUGCGAGGGUUAGAUUGGGAGAGCCUUUCAAAAUUGCGGUUUCGAUUCAAGAACCUGCGACAACCUGUCGUAACGUUAUCACAACGCGAAACGUACUGGCAUUCAAAGAAUUUGCAUGCUCCAUCCUUGCAAAACGUCUUUGAUGCAAUUCGGGCAGAAUGGUUUCAAUGAUGAUUCCUUCGCUAUCCACCCUGUCAUAUGGUACGCCGCCCUCCAAAAACGUUUGGGUUGCCGUUUCUCACACUACUCAGUCAUAUCUAUAAAGAGAAAAUUUUCAUGUGCUAGCUCAUGUCUGGAAUCGAGUAUGAAUAAGGGACAUCGGAUAUCACGUUUAGCGCGAAGAGCUUCUUUGUCAACAGCAUGGUAGUCGCAUUCCCCUUCGGGCUGUGGUCUACUUGAUUGUGACCGGCGGGCAGGUCGAUCCCCCUAUAAAUAUUGGCAUGUCGGGAUUCUCGUAUGACACUGUCAUUGCGAAAUUUCUUGCGUGCCAUGUUCAUUCGUUCGACCUUCGAUAUCAGCUCGGAGGAGCUUCUCUCCUCCCGAGUUCUGCAGACAUCUGCUGGCCUUCAUGACUUGGAUGCACGAAGUAAUUCAGCCUUAUAUGUCAUCUAACGUCGUAACGGCCUAGUGGGUAGAAGAUGUCUUCACAAAGAUUGUAGUCGGGUAUCUCAAACCUUUGCGUGUUGGCAAGCAGCCCGUGACCAACGCACAACGGCGCAAUCUUUAUGAAACAAUGUGGAUCGAUCUUGACUACUAUUCUCUGUUUGCAUCUCACUUGAACGAUUUGGGUUUGAACAACAGAAUGGCCGAGAUCUCUUCAAGAAGAAUCACACCUAUGAAUGCAUCAUGAAGAGUACGCUGACAUGGACUAUUUAGAUAGGAUAUCCCAAUCCUGACAAACCUGUAGUCUAUGACGAAUCCGAAACAAUUGUUGUUUUAUCGUG
Messenger RNA from Somion occarium, 2400 nucleotides. The record is from the annotation of a GenBank genome assembly. Lineage: Eukaryota; Fungi; Basidiomycota; Agaricomycetes; Polyporales; Cerrenaceae.